AUGCCCAUCAAUCCGCUUGUACCGCGGGUAGAGAAGCAAGUAGAGUACGUAGAGAAGAUCGUCGAGAGAACUGUGGAGAAGGAGGUCAUCGUGGAGCAAGGGCCAAGCCCAGAGGAGGUGGCCGCGAUGGAGGCCCAGCUGCGGCUCCAGAACGAGGAAGCGCGGCAGAAGGCCGAGGCAAAGCGUCGUGAGGUUGAGGCUUUGCGGGAUGUGGCUGAGUCAGAGAGGUUGCGCUUGAUGGCCCAGAUUGAUGAGCAGGAACAAAUUUCAAUGCAGGAGCAACAGCACAAACUUGAGCUCCAGGCGAGGUUGUCGCAGAUGGAGAUGAAGAUGGUUCAGGGGAAACAGAUCAUGGAGCAAGCCAUCCAGCAAGAAGAGGACCUGAAGAGGCAACAGAGACGACUCCGGAAGCAGCAGGAAAGAGAAGAAGAGCUGAAGCGCCAAGAGGAGCAGCAGAGGCAAGAAAACAUGGAGCUGGAAGAGAAAUGUGCUUCGCAAGAGGAGCAGGUGCAGAAGCUCACCACGAAGCUGCAGAAGCUCUGGGACAAGUAUCAGAAAGCGCAGCAAGAGAUGGUGGACAUUCAGCACUUCAAUCAGCAGGAACGCGAGGAGAUGCUCUCGAUGAUUCGUGAUCUCCGGCAAACAUUGAAGCUGAAAUCCUUGAUCAUGGAGUCGUUCGUGCCCAUGAAGGAGAUCCAGAACACUCAAGAGCGUGCUGUUUGGGAUCCUGAAGAAGACGAAUGGAGAAUUGCUCCUAUUGCAUUGGACAAGGAGAAUCGGCCGCAGCGACCAGGAUCUGUUCUGGGGCUGCCCAGGCCCACCUCGGAGUUCACACGUCUCAACCGAGCCAUGGGUGAUGCAAACCCAAGGUACAUGUACGACUCCAUCCUCAUCACUGACUUAGACUUGCCUGAGCGGACAACAGAGGACUACGAGGCAGCUUUGGCCGGAAAGAGGCGGGAUGGUUGGUUGGUGUUGCAAGUGCUGGAGGACGUGUGA
Molecule: messenger RNA, 999 nt
Organism: Durusdinium trenchii
Lineage: Eukaryota; Dinophyceae; Suessiales; Symbiodiniaceae
Source: the annotation of a GenBank genome assembly